Hirsutella rhossiliensis is the source of this 1362-nucleotide messenger RNA. Its product is annotated as vacuolar sorting and autophagy-related subunit. The transcript is spliced from 3 exons. The coding region runs from base 1 to 1362 and encodes 453 amino acids. The record is from RefSeq and is a predicted model, not a curated record. Gene Ontology annotation, molecular function: SNARE binding. Gene Ontology annotation, cellular component: lytic vacuole; endosome. Lineage: Eukaryota; Fungi; Ascomycota; Sordariomycetes; Hypocreales; Ophiocordycipitaceae. Gene Ontology annotation, biological process: SNARE complex assembly.
AUGGAGUGCGACAUCUGCUUUCGGGGCUACGAUGCCAAACGUCUGCCCUUUCUCUGUGCCGUGGACGCCCGCAACCAAAUCUACCAAGGACGUAUCAACACGCUGCAGCUUCUCUUUGAGAAUGAGAAGCUGCAAAACGACGUGGACCAUGUCCUGACCGACUCGACCAAGCCCACCAAGGACGCCUUGGACUUGGUUCUCGCACAGCAGCGUCUGGCAGAAGACCGGACAGACCAGAUCCUCGCAGCGGCGGAUAAACUCCGAGAGGAAAUCCAGGCUGCCCGGGACGAGGUCAAGGCGAGAAAGUCGGCCCUCGCACGCCGCAAGUCGGACCUGGCCUCGGUUUCAGAUGGGCUGCUGGAGCGCAGGGCGAGGCAGCAGCACGAGGUGGACAAGUCAACUCAGAUGCUCCGCUUCCGAUGGUCGCAAAGCGCCCAGGACUUGGCCCGCACUCGCGCUUUCCUGUGCAAUGAAGCCGUCAGGCUGUACGGGCUGAAGCGUACCAAGAAGGGAUCCACGGGGCGCUACGACUAUCACAUCGGCAGGGUCCCGGUGGUGGACUUGACAAGCAUGGACAUCCUCUCCCCCGAAGCCAUCUCUACAUCCCUGGCACAUGUGGCGCACAUUCUCAUGCUCGUCUCUCAUUACCUCGCCAUCCGCCUCCCAGCAGAAAUCACCCUCCCUCAUCGCGAUUUUCCCCAGCCAACCAUCUUCAACCUGGCUGGCUCAUAUCAGCAUGGGCCCGUCGCAUUUCCCAAUGGCUCCAACAUAACGCCGUCCUUGCAAACCCAUGAUCCCGACUCCCACCACGUCCCCCGGCCCCGUCCUCUCUUUGUCGACAAACCAUUGCCUCAGUUAUCCAAGGAAGAUCCCGCGACGUAUUCCUUCUUCCUGGAAGGGGUAACCUUGUUAGCGUACGACAUUGCCUGGCUCUGCAGCACCCAGGGCGUUUCUAUUGGCGACAAGGGAUCGUUCGAGGACAUGUGUCACAUGGGUCGAAACCUGUACAACCUGCUCCUCGGCGCACAGAUGCAGGGCUACACUAAUCUCUCUGUCAAGGCCGUCGGCAGGAGAGACUUGACGCAAGACGAAGCUGCCGACAACUGGAUCGGUCGAUACUCCCACGGCUCCAUGUACUACUACCUCGGCGGCGUCGAAGGCACCGAAUUUAUCCGAAGGUUCAAGCUUCCCAGCCCCAUGAAGCUUGCCGACCGGCUCAAGAAGAAGCUUCUCGGCGAUGCCCAUGCUGCCGACUGGGAGGUCCUCGACGAUGACGCCUGGAGGGUGGAUGAGGUUCCCAACGACGCGGGCGGAGGAGCAAAGGGGUCAAACGGCUGGACAAAAGUCAAACAUAGAACGUGA